AUGGAUCCUCAAAAGAACAACCCUGUAACCGAAGACAUUAAGACCAACGCCGAGAAAGUCAAGGAGCAUCUCAAGCACGUUGAAACUCAAGAGAAGCAGUACAUGCCAACGCAAGCAGACAUCGAGGCAGAGAAAAAGGCGGAGGAAGCAGAGAAAAGCUCCAACUAA
Molecule: messenger RNA, 168 nt
Organism: Paraglomus brasilianum
Lineage: Eukaryota; Fungi; Glomeromycota; Glomeromycetes; Paraglomerales; Paraglomeraceae
Source: the annotation of a GenBank genome assembly